GAUAUCAUUUUUAUAUACUUAUUAUCCGGGAAUCCCCAUCAAGAAAAGUUCAGUUUCGCAAAAAAAAUUGUUAAAUUUUCGGUUGUGGUUUUAUUAUUUAGUGUUUUGGCAAAAAGUUUCGAAUUGAUCUAAUGUACUAAAAAUGGCUUCAAACAAUGAAACUGUAAUACAAUACAAAAGCGACCACAAGGGCCGUGUACUUACAAAGUUAAACAGGUUACGAAAAAGAAAAGUGUUUACUGAUGUUACAUUCAAAUUAAAAGAUGGAGAAGUUUCAGCCCACAAAAAUGUUCUUGCUGGAUAUUCUAAAUAUUAUGAGAUAAUGUUCACAUCUGGGUGUAAGAAAGGUUUUAAUAACACAAUUGAAGUUAAAGGAAUAAAAGCUUCAAUUUUGGAUUUGUUGAUUACUUUUAUUUAUUUACAAGUGAUCAACAUAAGCGAUAAGAUUGUUUUUCAACUUUAUGAGGCUGCAAACUGUUUGCAAUUUAAAGAUGUAAAAGCGUACUGUGUUAGAUUCUUCAAUGAUGCACUUACUGUUGAAAACUUUUUAUGUUUCCGUGCUUUUGCACAAAGAUACAAACUUGUGGAGGUGUUAAGAAAAUGUGACGAAUUCAUCGGUAAAAACUUAGAGCUAGUUGCAAAAGAAAUAAAAUUCUUGGAAUUACCCAUAAAUAAAGCAAAACCUCUGAUUGCAUUAAUGAAGCAACAGAAUUGGAUAAAGACAUCAAAGUCUUAUUUUGACGUUCUCACGCUAGAAUACAUUUCCCGUCUGGAAAAAAAUCAAAUUGUCACAAUAGUUGGCGCUAGAGCAGAAGCUGCAUAUGAUUUCAUGGUGGUGGGCGGUACUUAUGAAGAGAAUCUUGUUUAUAUUUAUGACGUUGUUGGGAAACAUUUUAGAGAAAUAAUGUCAACCUUGUAUGAAAGAUGGGGUUCAACCAGUGUGAAAAUACACAACCAUGUUUAUACGGCUGGUGGUGACGAAACCAACUCUGUCGAAUGUUUGAAUUUAAACCAUUUUUAUAUUGGUUGGAAUAAAGUGUCAUUUAUGAUUGAACAACGUUGGUUUGCCGCAUCUGCUGUGUUAAACGAUCAAAUGUAUGUGACGGGUGGGAUGAAUGCUAGAUAUGAGGCAUUGUUAUCAGUUGAGUUUUACAAUCCAGUGAUAAAUAAAUGGACAUACACUGCUUUAAUGAAAACUAAAAGAUAUGAACAUGCUCUUGUUUCUUAUAACGGUAGUUUGUACGCCUUCGGUGGGUAUGAUGGUUUAAUUCCUUUAAAUUCUAUGGAAAGUUUUGACCCCCAAAAAAAGAAAUGGAAUACAUUAAAACCAAUGAAUGAAAGAAGACAAGGGUUGUGUGGGGUCGUUUACAAUGAUCAGAUUUACGCUAUUGGUGGAAAUGAACUGAAUAGCGUUGAGCGAUUUAACAUGCGAACCCACACAUGGUCCAAAGUUAGCAGCAUGAAAUACAAGAGAUGUGGUGCUUGUGCUUGUGUUGUAAGUGGGAAGAUAUACGUCAUUGGAGGUUAUGGUGACAAAGAAUCUAAAAUGACAAUUGAGGUUUAUGAUGAAACAAGCAAAAAAUGGAGGCUUGAAUCCAACAUGGAAACCUUGAUAUGUUUUGCAUCAGUUGUAGCUUUGUAAAGAACCUUGCACUUUUAAAUGUCUUCCUUAUGUUUAGGUCAAUUUAUGAUUUUCUUUAUUACAUUGUUCCUUGAUAAUGCUGCAAUUGACCAGUGCCACUGUUACCAUAACAAAACACUAUGCAUCUGUCUAAUUUAGUGUUGUGUAUUAUAGAUUUGUUUAAAGGGUUUGCCCGAAAUUUCUCAUUUCAUUAAAUAAUCGUUUAUUUGUUAAUUUUCCUUACAAACAGUAUAUUUGAUUUUUAAAGGUAAUUAUUUUAGUUUUUGAUAGAAUUGAUGCAGUUUUUUCGUAGAUUUAUUUGACAAUCAAAAU
Molecule: messenger RNA, 1954 nt
Organism: Ciona intestinalis (vase tunicate)
Lineage: Eukaryota; Metazoa; Chordata; Ascidiacea; Phlebobranchia; Cionidae
Product: kelch-like protein 12
Molecular function (GO): protein binding
Source: RefSeq, a predicted model, not a curated record